Messenger RNA from Struthio camelus australis, 3596 nucleotides. NCBI's taxonomy places the organism in Eukaryota, Metazoa, Chordata, Aves, Struthioniformes, Struthionidae. The record is from RefSeq and is a predicted model, not a curated record.
GCACCAUGAACUACCAGCAGCAGCUGGCCAACUCGGCAGCCAUCCGAGCCGAGAUCCAGCGCUUCGAGUCCGUGCACCCCAACAUCUACUCCAUCUACGAGCUGCUGGAGCGCGUGGAGGAGCCCGUGCUGCAGAAUCAGAUCCGCGAACAUGUCAUCGCUAUCGAAGAUGCCUUUGUAAAUAGCCAGGAAUGGACACUAAGCCGAUCUGUACCGGAGCUCAAAGUGGGGAUUGUGGGUAACCUAGCAAGUGGCAAGUCUGCACUUGUACACCGGUAUCUGACUGGCACAUAUGUCCAGGAGGAGUCGCCUGAAGAUAUGGAUGCAGGUGGGAGAUUCAAGAAAGAGAUAGUAGUUGAUGGACAAAGCUAUCUGCUGCUGAUUAGAGAUGAAGGGGGCCCUCCAGAGGCACAGUUUGCCAUGUGGGUGGAUGCUGUUAUAUUUGUCUUCAGCUUGGAAGAUGAAGUUAGCUUCCAGACUGUUUACCACUACUACAGCCGUAUGGCUAACUAUCGUAACACUAGUGAAAUCCCAAUGGUACUAGUGGGAACCCAGGAUGCUAUAAGUUCUAGCAAUCCACGUGUCAUAGAUGAUGCCAGGGCGAGGAAGUUAUCCAAUGAUCUCAAGAGAUGCACUUACUAUGAAACCUGUGCUACUUACGGACUCAACGUGGAGAGAGUCUUCCAAGAUGUUGCCCAGAAGAUCGUUGCAACAAGGAAGAAACAGCAGCUCUCGAUUGGACCUUGCAAGUCUUUACCAAACUCUCCAAGUCACUCGUCUGUGUGUUCUGCCCAGGUUUCUGCUGUACAUAUCAGCCAGACCAGUAAUGGAGGAGGGAGUUUAAGUGAUUAUUCCUCCUCUGUCCCAUCAACUCCAAGCACCAGCCAGAAGGAGCUACGGAUUGAUGUUCCUCCCACUGCCAACACACCAACACCUGUCCGUAAACAGUCCAAGCGCCGAUCCAACCUUUUCACGUCUCGGAAAGGGAGUGACCCAGACAAAGAGAAGAAGGUCCUGGAGAGCAGAACAGAUAGCAUUGGAAGCGGUCGUGCAAUCCCAAUUAAACAGGGUAUGCUGCUAAAACGAAGUGGCAAGUCAUUGAAUAAAGAAUGGAAGAAGAAAUACGUUACGCUGUGCGACAACGGUGUAUUGACCUAUCAUCCUAGUUUACACGACUAUAUGCAGAAUGUUCAUGGGAAAGAAAUCGACUUGCUGAGAACCACUGUGAAAGUCCCGGGAAAGAGGCCGCCUCGAGCUACAUCAGCUUGUGCACCCAUUUCUAGUCCCAAAACGAACGGCCUCUCAAAGGACAUGAGCAGUUUACACAUCUCGCCGAAUUCAGGGAACGUGACUACUAGCACAUCUGUGUCUCAGAUGGCCAGUGGGAUCAGUCUAGUCUCCUUCAACAGUCGUCCGGAUGGUAUGCAUCAGCGCUCUUACUCAGUCUCCAGUGCAGAUCAGUGGAGUGAGGCAACAGUCAUUGCAAACUCUGGCAUUAACAGUGAUACCGGGUUAGGAGAGUCUGUGUGUUCAAGCCCAAGUAUAUCCAGUACAACCAGCCCCAAACUUGAUCCACCUCCUUCACCUCAUGCCAACAGAAAGAAACAUCGCAGGAAGAAAAGCACUAGUAAUUUCAAAGCUGAUGGUAUCUCGGGCACAGCUGAAGCCAAACGCAAAGCGUGGAAACUAAACCGUGUUGGUAGCCUGCGAAAUAUAUACAGCAGCAGCAGCACCAACACCGAAGAACAAGAAGAAAACUUUGAGUUUAUCAUUGUCUCUCUCACCGGCCAGACUUGGCACUUUGAAGCUACCACGUAUGAGGAAAGAGAUGCGUGGGUACAAGCCAUAGAGAGUCAGAUCUUGGCCAGUUUACAGUCGUGUGAGAGCAGCAAGAACAAGUCCCGACUGACAAGUCAGAACGAGGCCAUGGCCCUUCAGUCGAUAAGAAACACCAGAGGCAACUCUCACUGCGUGGACUGCGAGGCACAGAAUCCUGACUGGGCCAGCUUGAAUCUGGGCGCUCUCAUGUGUAUCGAAUGCUCAGGUAUACACCGAAACCUCGGCACGCACCUCUCCCGGGUCCGCUCCCUGGACCUGGACGAUUGGCCUAUAGAGCUCAUCAAGGUCAUGUCAUCAAUUGGGAAUGAGCUGGCAAACAGCGUCUGGGAGGAGAGCAGCCAAGGCCAUAUGAAACCUUCAUCAGACUCCACAAGGGAAGAAAAAGAGCGCUGGAUACGUGCGAAAUACGAGCAGAAGCUCUUCCUUGCCCCGCUGCAGUGCCUGGAGCUCUCCCUGGGCCAACAUCUCCUGAGGGCUACAGCCGAGGAGGAUUUGCGGACGGUCAUCCUGCUCCUCGCCCACGGCACGCGGGAAGAAGUGAAUGAGACCUGUGGGGACGGCGACGGGCGCACUGCCCUCCACUUGGCGUGCAGGAAAGGAAACGUGGUGUUGGUGCAGCUCCUAAUUUGGUAUGGCGUUGAUGUGAUGGCACGCGAUGCCCACGGCAACACGGCAUUGGCCUACGCCAGGCAGGCCUUGAGCCAGGAGUGCAUUGACGUUCUCCUCCAGUACGGCUGCCCUGACGAGCGCUUUGUCCUUAUGGCGACUCCUAAUUUGUCCCGGAAGAACAAUAACCGAAACAACAGCAGCGGAAGAAUGCCCACCAUCAUCUGAGGAACGUACUCGUGUAUUCGCUGACCUGAAUCACACCUGCAGCCUCGUUUUCCUCCAUUUCCAUCACAGCUCUGCUCUGUGAGUCUGCACACUUUCCUUUUCCCUUUUCCCUUCGGUCCAUCCAGAAACAUCGCCUCUGGAUAGUGCGAGGGGAUGAGAAGGAGCAAAAGGGGCUGCCGAGAAAGCAUUUGUUUGCGCGAACGCUCCCGAAUGAUGAACACGGCAAAACAGAAGUGCAGGAGAGAGGGUGCGUGCGUUCCCUGGGACGUAGCACGGGACCGUUGAGGCGGCGAGCUCGAGGCACCGGCUCUACAAGUGGGGCAGGAAGGGGUGGAGGGAGCGGCGAGCAGAAGCAAGAGGAGAAGAAAGAAGAAGCGGCAACUUUCCGUAACUGACAGUUAAGCACAUCAGUACGUUUCACCUCUACCAAACGGAGCGCUUGGAUUUCAUUCUCUUCUCUGAAGAGCUUGACGGCAUAAAUCAGAAGCAAGCACAGAGUUUGUCAGGUUUGAAGCUCCUAUGAUGGUAUGUGUCAAAUCAGUUGUAGCUAAUCUGUCCAGGGAGAAUACUGGCUUCAUUACACUUGUAUAGUUGAGUUCUUCCAGCAUUACCGCUGUUUAAUAGAACAUGAUUAGUCAUCACGGAGAAAAAAGCAUAUUAGCUGAGGAGGUAGUUACAUGGCACGCUUCGGUGAUUGCUUGGAUGUGAUUGCAAUAUUCUUAGAAGCAUCAUAUUAUCUCAGACAUGUUCUUUCAAGCCCUUGGAGCCCUCCUUUCUAAAUUCACUGUCAUAAUUUAGUAUCUGUUUAAUUUUUCAGUCCAAAGAGAGGAAAUGAGUUGCUGAGUGUUAUUUGACUGCAGUCUCCUUGGUGUAAAAACAAAAUGGAAAAAAUAAAUAAGAGUAACUAUGAAACACAAAAAGGAA